AUGAAGCAGUGGAAGAAGAACUUUGGGCUGGCGCAGCGCGCGAUGACGCUGCCGCCGGACACAGCAGGCAUCGACACGCGGGAAGAGUUAGCAGCACGGCGAAAAUGCGGGAAGGAUGGUCAAGAAGACGCCGGAAGGGGAGAGUCAGAAGAUUGCCCUACGUGGUGGCCGGGAAGAUCAUCCACCCGAGUAUGGUGGUGUCCAGCACCCAACGAAGGAAGGAAGAGAGCGGCGCAGCGCGAUGAUGAAGAAGAAAUCAGGGAGGAGAUCGACCUGACGCAAGCGGAUAGCGACGACAAGGAACCAGCCAACGGAACGCGGGACUGGAUACUGCAGAAAUAUAAAGUGGGGCAACAGGUACCGUGGCCGACGGACGUCCGGCGUGUCACUAUGAUGCAGAACCCCUACAAGAUCUCCUUUAACAUACCUGGCGCACGAGAGGAGAAAUGCGGAUGUGAAGGACGAUGCGAGAUCGCGACGUGUCCGAACGCGGCGGAGAAGCAGCGACGCCUGGAGUUGAAGAUGACACGCACGGGAAUCGGCGUGGUGGCGACGCGGCCCAUACCAGCAGGAGGUGUGGUCUGCCAAUAUUAG
Molecule: messenger RNA, 594 nt
Organism: Peronospora farinosa
Lineage: Eukaryota; Oomycota; Peronosporomycetes; Peronosporales; Peronosporaceae
Source: the annotation of a GenBank genome assembly